This is a messenger RNA of Oncorhynchus tshawytscha (Chinook salmon), 5732 nucleotides long. Its product is annotated as IQ motif and SEC7 domain-containing protein 3-like. The record is from RefSeq and is a predicted model, not a curated record. Lineage: Eukaryota; Metazoa; Chordata; Actinopteri; Salmoniformes; Salmonidae. Gene Ontology annotation, molecular function: guanyl-nucleotide exchange factor activity; protein binding. Gene Ontology annotation, biological process: regulation of ARF protein signal transduction; actin cytoskeleton organization.
GGAUCUGAAAACUGUCAUCAGCAGCAGCAGCAAUCAGCAGCACAGCCGUAUCGGUGGCCGCAAGGGAGAAGAGGAGAAUCUCUUCACGGGCACGGGAAGACGGGAAGGUGUAACUCUACAUCUGAUCAUCAUAUCUCUUUUUUUCCUGUCUCUCUCUUGCUUUUUUCCGUUUGAACGGAAUAGUCUCUUCUCUUACACCUGAUCAUCUCUCACAGAAACAGAAUAGGUUUAAAAACAGAAGAGAAGAGUAACGUUACAACGAAGGGAGGGACUAAUGGAGGCAUAAAAAGCAAAGGAGAAGAGAGGAGAAAUUUACCUCUCCCCUAGACUACACUCGAUAAUCUCAAUAUCGCUCUCCUUUGCGCUAUCUCUUUCUGGUCAUGGCGUUGCAGGGGACCGGCUUGCUAGAGAACCCGGUCCAGGCAAUUCUGUACCUUAGAGAACUGACCACUAUAGUUCAGAACCAGCAGAGCCUCAUCCAGACACAGCGCCUGCGCAUUGAUGAACUGGACCGGCGCGUGGACGAGCUGCUCGGGGAGAACAGGAAUCUGCGGGAGGCAAGAGUACAACAUCAUCAUUAUCAUCAUCAUCCGGACUCCAACAGGAACCUUCAUCAUCCUCAGCACCAACAUCCAGACACACAACCCCAUGACACCGGGUCUCUGCCUGCCCAGCCUCCGCCUGAAAUCCACCCGGACCAAGAAAAGCCGCCUCCACAACCCGCUUAUCCGGAACACAUGCAGUUGGUACCGGCCCAGCCGCAGUCAACGAGCCCUCCACCAAGCGAGGCCGACCCGGGCAAGGGGGAGGACGGCAGGACCAGCCCGGGCUGCCGCACACUGAAUCCCCUGGUUCCCCUAGCUCCCCUCACUCCUACCACUCUCUGCCGCUCGGUGGGUCUUGCCAAUCAAUCAGAGAGUCAGACAAUACUACAUCAGUUCUGCUGUCCUGCCCCAGAGGCUGCUCCCACUGGCUCCUCCAGUGAUGGGCAGCUGCUGAGUCUGGAGGGCGGGAAUUCCUCCAGCGGACAGGAAAGAGAGGGGUCGGGGGGUGUGGCUCGGAGAGAAGGACCCAGCGACUACGAACUUGCCCUGGAGAACAAGACCAAACAGAUAGAGGAGUUGGAACAGAGGUACGGUGGCCACCUGGUGUCGCGGCGCGCUGCGUGUUGUAUUCAGAUGGCGUUCCGUCAGUACCAGCUAAGUAAGAACUUCCAGAAGAUCCGUAACUCUCUGUCAGAGAGCAAGUUGCCACGCCGCAUCUCCCUGCGCCGGCCCAACCCCAGCCGUAACCAAAAAUCCACCCAGCGACACAGCUUCCUGUUAGAGACCGGGAGACCCCCUGCGCCCCAAAACACCCCCACCACCCCCUUCACGCUCCACCUCCCUGCCCCCUCCCCGCCACGGGCCCCGCCCUCGCUCACACAGCUGGAGGACUGCUUCUCAGAGCAGGUACGCUCACUGGCCCAUUCGAUAGACGAGGCCCUGCGUGGGUGGAGCCUGUCGGAGGGGGUUGAGGGGGGGACAGCGGGGCUGCUGAUGGACCCCGGGGCGUUUCGGAUGGCUGCACAGAGUGCCUGCAUGCCUCGCAGUGCCAGCUCCCUGCUCAUGGCCUUCAGAGACGUCACCGUUCACAUCGACACCAACAACUACACUGUCUCCACGACUACCACCUCCACAACCACUGCUACCCACGGCAACACAGGGGCAGGAGCGGGAGGGAGCAGGCAAGUCUCAGUGGAUGGGGGAGAGAGGGGAGGAGGGGUGAGGACUCAAUCAACAACCUCCCAGCUAAGGGGUGAGGCGGAGUUUCCUGCCCCCCCUCCCAGUGAGUUGUUGGAGGGAGGAGGGUCGAGAAGGGGGUCAACUGUGACAGGACAGGGGGGAGAGAUGGGGAGGCAGAGUGGCUCAGAGAGACUCAGUUCCACCUCCACCUCUACCUCAGCCCAGUCUAACCAGUAUACCACUCAGUCAUCCUAUUCCCAGUACCCCCAGUACUCCACAUACCCCAAGGCUCAUCACCCACAGUCCCAGCCAGGGUCCCAGUCAACCAGGGACCCCACCUCUGAGGCUCUCCAGGCCCUGGUCCUCUCUCUGCCUAGAGACCGCUGCCAGGACCCUACCUCCUGCCGAUCCCCCACACUCUCCACUGAUACGCAUCGCAAACGACUCUAUCGCAUUGGACUCAACCUCUUCAACGUGAACCCAGAGCGAGGCAUCCACUUCCUGAUCACCCGUGGUUUUGUCCCAGACACGCCCAUGGGCGUGGCCCACUUCCUGCUACAGAGGAAGGGCCUGAGCCGACAGAUGAUUGGAGAGUUCCUGGGGAACAGUAAGCUACUCUUCAACAGAGAUGUCCUGGACUGUGUGGUGGAUGAGAUGGACUUCUCUGGGAUGGAGCUGGAUGAGGCUCUGAGGAAGUUCCAGUCUCACAUCAGAGUCCAGGGAGAGGCCCAGAAGGUGGAGAGACUCAUUGAAGCUUUCAGUCAGAGGUAUUGUAUGUGUAAUCCCGAGGUGGUGCAGCAGUUCCAUAACCCAGACACCAUUUUCAUCCUGGCCUUUGCUGUGGUCCUCCUCAACACUGAUAUGUAUUCCCCUAACAUCAAACCUCAACGCAAGAUGGGCCUUGACGACUUCAUACGUAACCUACGAGGAGUGGACGACGGGGCAGACAUCCCCAGGGAGAUGGUGACAGGGAUCUAUGAGAGGACCCAGCAGAGAGAGCUACGCUCCAACGAAGACCACGUCACCUACGUCAGCCGUGUGGAACAGUCCAUACUGGGCAUGAAGACUAUCCUGUCUGUGCCCCACCGUAGGCUGGUCUGCUGCUGUCGUUUGUUCGAGGUGGCAGACUUCAACAAACCUCUGAAACAGAAACUGGCGAACACCCAAAGAGAGGUGUUCCUUUUCAACGACCUCAUACUGAUCCUGAAGCUGUGUCCAAAGAAGAAGACUUCUGCUUCCUACACCUUCUGUAAAGCCAUGGGUCUACUGGGCAUGCAGUUUCACCUCUUCAGCAAUGAAUACUAUGCUCAUGGCAUCACCAUGUUGAGUCCGUUCUCUUCAGAGAAGAAGCAGCUGGUGAGUUUUUGCUCCCCCAGCGGAGAGGAGCUCAGGAAUUUCACAGAGGAGCUACGUGAGUCCAUCACUGAGGUCAACGAGAUGGAGCAGAUACACAUCCAAUGGGAGCUGGAGAGAGAACAGGGGGUGCAGACUCACACUCCCCACACCAAUGGAGGACAGAUGGACACACUCAGUCGACACACAGGAUCACCCACUGCCCAGCAAGACCUGUAUGACAAGACUGGCAACAACACUGUGGAGGUGUCAAUUCACAAUAGGCUGCUGCAGACCUACCACAUGACCCAGCCCAGCCCUGAUAGGCUGCUCCAGACCUACCAUGUGACCAGUCCUGACUCCACCCAACUGGCUCUGGCAGCACCGGCCAUGCUAAGUGCCACCCACCCCGGAGAGUUCCGCCCAGACACCCUCAUUCAAUGCCAGCAGAUCGUCAAGGUGAUCGUCAUGGACCAGAGCGGCCGCGGGAGAAUGGAAGCUUUCCUCAACCAAGGAAGCCCCGCCUCCCACCACCGCCUCAUCCAAUCAGCGAUGUCCACGCCAGUAAGGGUCAGAGAGGGAUCUGAGCCCCCUCUGCCUCCCCCUCCUCCCCCUACAACCACCCCCACCAGUACUGUCCCCCGACUCCCCCUGCCCUCUCUCACACACCCUGCCUCACCCCCUCCGCAGACGCAACUCUAGUGGCUCCCGCAGCCUCGUCUGACAUAUGACCCCCUCACUCCUGACCCUACCACACCUUAUCAUGCGCCCUCUGACCUUUUGUUAAAUAGUCAUGUACUGUAUUGGUGAAACACACACAACACAAACACUCAUAGACAAAGAUAGAGAAAAGGUGAGACGAGGAAGGGAGGAAGAGAAAGAGGGCGGGAAGGAAGUCGUCUGAGAGAAAGGGAAUAAGCCGAUAAAGCGAGUGGGAGAUAAUAGAGAGGAUUCAAAUCAAUAUGAAAUCAAAGUCAUCUAAUGAUUUCAUGUGUAUUUUUGAAUAGGAUGUCAUUUUGACAACAUUUCUAAACAGAGAUUUUCUAAUCGUACAGCUCUUGUGACACAGUGUCAUCUGUACAUAUCUAUAUCUGUUCCUGACUUUAGAAAGAACAAUUUAGGAUACAACCUCUCACCACCUGAUCCCCGACUCUAACCCUGCCCUGAUGUCACACAGCUGAUGGAACACACAGAUCUCCUCCAUGUGUGGAGCUGUCUGGACAUGGAGACAUGUCACCUCAAUGACAUCAUCAACAUCAUCUAGGGUUUUAGCCCUCCUCUUUAGCACACGGUGUUUUGGUGAUGUGUGGUAAAAUAUGAUAAUCAGAUGCUAAUAAUACUUUUGAUCGUGAAGAAGUGAGUAUGUCUGAGUAGCAGGGAGGGAAGAAGUGAGUAUGUCUGAGUAGCAGGGAGGGAAGAAGUGAGUAUGUCUGAGUAGCAGGGAGGGAAGAAGUGAGUAUGUCAGAUUUGCAGGGAGGGAAGACUGUUUCUCCUGACUCCUGGCUUACAGAUGAUUACAAUCUGUAUUUCUAUUCGUAAUGUCGGACUUCUACCCUGAUUAACAUAUCUGCGUGUGCAUGUGUGUUUGAGAGUAUAAGGGUCUGCCAGUGUAUGUGCGAGUGAAAGGGUGUGUCUGUGUGUGCUUGUUUGCGUGUGCGAAUGUGUGUGCGAAUACCAUUGUUCUAUUCUCUGUGGUUUUGCUACACUGGUCCAAGCCUCACACUCAGGAAAAUACCAGUACUGACGACAAACUGUUCAACAUUCUAACUUAUUGUUUGAUCAGUAAUAACAUGAACAUUGUAUGUUAUAAACUGGUAAUGUUCUAACGUUCUAUCUAAUUUGUCCUUUUGAAUAUUCAAUCUCACUUGCUGAAUCCCUAAAGGGUUAUUAACUAUUACCUAUUCUCACAUGAUUAACCUGUUCUCCACUGGAAUGCAUGUCACAUAGGAAUGUAUAUACACACACGGUACACACACAUGCACACACAGAAUGACUUAAGUAUGUUUAUUUAUCAGAAUAUUGAACAUGUUUCAUUAUUAUUAUAAUAGUGUUGUUACAUCUCUUCUUUCCCUUUCCCUCUCUCUGAGGGCUGUGACACGUGGUGACCCACUGAGGCUGAUCUGCUUCGUGUUGCACCAUAUUAUUAGAGUAUAUCGGAAUACUGAACAUGUGCACAGUAUAUAGGUGGUAUAUAUAUAUAUAUAUAUAUAUAAUGUAAAAGGAAUAGACGGACUGCCGAUGUGUGUAUUUAUGUAUUUGUACAGAGGUGGAAAUCUAUUUGUUUUUCAGAUUAUGGGGGCAACAGCACCCCACUGUUACCAGGAGAGACACACACACAGAUGACACAUUUUCAUAAUUAGAGCUCUGUGUAAAGGGCUAUACUGUAGCUGUGAUCACACUAGCGUUAGCUAGAUGGUUUAGUGGAAAACAAGCAGGAGUCAUAGUAGACAUUUUAGCAUGUUCUAAAGCCCUAACAUAUCACCUUAACACUGAGUCUGGCUCGCCUGUCCUGCAUCCAUCUUGGAGAUGUCUUACACUGUUGAAGAGAGCACCUGUGCACCGUCACAUUAAGUAUUUACUAAGAUAUCAUGUUUAUAACAAUUAAUGUUUACUAAUGGAAUAUUUCUAAAGAUUUAUGUUUGAAGAGAAUUACAUAAUAAAGUAGUUUGUACUCUG